UCGUCUCCUUCCUUAUCUUAAUUUGUUUUGUUGAUCUCUUUUGGUUUGCCCUUCGCCCCUGUCGUAAAGUUAGGGUGUUGGUUGCUGACGCACACAUGCAACUCUCUGUUUUUCUCAACCUGAUGUACGCCGCAGCUGUCUGGAUUGCCGCUUAUGCUGCCACAGUCCUCGUCUUUUUCCGAUUCUACUGAGUCUGUCUUCGUCGUCGUUGUCAGCAAAAGCAAUAGCUGGAGCACAAGUAGCCGAUAGGAUAGUCGUAAGCGUCCGCGAUGGGCUUCGCGCAGCUUGUUAUUGGACCUGCCGGAAGCGGCAAGUCAACUUACUGUUCUAGCUUAUAUCAACACUGCGAGACCGUGAGAAGGACUAUGCAUAUAGUGAAUUUAGACCCAGCAGCUGAAAAUUUCGACUAUCCUGUCGCUAUGGAUAUAAGAGAGCUCAUAUCCUUGGAUGAUGUCAUGGAGGAACUUGGAUUGGGCCCGAAUGGGGGGCUUAUCUAUUGCAUGGAGCACCUAGAAGAUAGCCUGGAUGAUUGGUUGACAGUUGAACUGGACAACUAUUUGGAUGAUGACUAUCUUGUGUUUGAUUGUCCAGGUCAGAUUGAACUCUUUACACAUGUUCCUGUUCUGCGAAACUUUGUGGACCAUCUAAAGCGCAAGAAUUUCAAUGUCUGUGCUGUAUACUUGCUUGAUUCACAGUUCAUGACAGAUGUGCCGAAGUAUAUAAGUGGUUGCCUGGCAUCUCUUUCUGCGAUGGUUCAGCUUGAACUACCUCAUGUCAACAUUCUUUCAAAAAUGGACUUGGUGACAGAUAAAAAGGAUGUUGAGAAUUACUUAAAUCCAGAGGCAAAGAUUCUGCUGUCUGAGUUGAAUAAGCACAUGGCUCCUCGGUUUGCAAACCUGAAUAAAGCUUUGGCAGAACUGAUUGAUGACUACAGCAUGGUCAACUUUAUACCCCUCGACUUAAGGAAGGAGAGCAGCAUUCAGUAUGUAUUAUCGUGCAUUGACAACUGCAUCCAGUACGGUGAAGAUGCCGAUGUGAAGAUCAAGGAUUUUGAUCCGGACGAAGACGAUUAAUUCAAUUAUCAAUGCUGGGAACAUAAGGAACCCCCACCAUGACAAAAUAUCCCAACUUUUCAUUUUGUAAAGCCUCCUUUUUCCUUUCUCUACAGUCUUCGACCAGAAGUUUGUUAAUCAUCUCAACCUUCUUGCAUUUGGUUACAUUUCAGGAAAGUUAAAUACUGUUUUCAACUUUAAACUGUUCA
This is a messenger RNA of Musa acuminata AAA Group (dessert banana), 1261 nucleotides long. RefSeq lists its product as uncharacterized. The record is from RefSeq and is a predicted model, not a curated record. Lineage: Eukaryota; Viridiplantae; Streptophyta; Magnoliopsida; Zingiberales; Musaceae. The transcript is spliced from 10 exons. The coding region runs from base 270 to 1073 and encodes 267 amino acids. Gene Ontology annotation, molecular function: GTPase activity.